Molecule: messenger RNA, 2040 nt
Organism: Anarrhichthys ocellatus (wolf-eel)
Lineage: Eukaryota; Metazoa; Chordata; Actinopteri; Perciformes; Anarhichadidae
Gene: igflr1
Product: IGF-like family receptor 1
Exons: 8
Coding region: 174-1121 (315 amino acids)
Cellular component (GO): plasma membrane
Molecular function (GO): protein binding
Source: RefSeq, a predicted model, not a curated record
UGCCGCUGAGUGCCACAGAGGUGCCAGUGCCACAAGAAGGAUCUCGCUGUCUCUCCAAACAGCUCAAACUCUGUGCAGAUGAGCUGUGAGGAUGUAAGAGUGGAAAGUAGGAGGAGCCAUCUUCUCGAGAUUUUACUUUAAAGUGUUUUACUCUUGCGCGCAGUACAGCAACAAUGACACACUCUCGCAAAUGCUCGAAUAAGACAACCUUCUGGGAUAUACAUAUUUCAAAAUGUGUGUUGUGUCCUCGAAAGCCAGGGUACGAAGUCGCCACUAACUGUGGCCUUGAUGACGACGGAGGGCAACACGAACCCUCCUUCAUCAAGUGCAAAGCCGAUACUUUUAAUGAUGGCAGCGGCGCUCAUUGUCAACCUUGUGCGCCAUGUCCGCACGGGUCUAACAUCUCGACCCCGUGCAGGACAACUUCUAACACCAAGUGCCAAGCCGCAGGAAGCGGGGCGACUGGAGUUCCUGUCCCAGAACCAACAACAUCGCAUUAUGAUUCAAGUUUAUUCAGCACAACGAUUCAGACAAACCAAGGAUCCAGCUUUAAACCACGUGCAGCGACUAUACGACCAGUUCCAUUUGGUCAUGAUGUAGGCCCACUAUGGGCAAUACCAUUUGCCAUCCUCAUUUCCAUCAUGCUUGUUGUGAUAUGUGCUUGUCUGAUCUACAUGAAGCGGAGAAGAGGUCAGCACACGGCGCUGAGUUAUCGCAGAAGAUCUUCGUACAUAAACGCAGGGUUCUCUCCGCUGUCUGCUCCACCUGGCAACAAUGAUCUGGAGCACAUUCUGAGUCCAGACAUCCUGUCAGCACCUUUACAGACGGUGCUCGACAAACUGGACGUCUUGGAGGAGCUGGUGAUUUUGUUGGAUCCAGAAAACCAAGGAGUAAAGAACACCAAACAUCUGGCGUCUCAUUGCUCCUUCCCCGCCACCUGGAUUACUUACACCUACUCUAUGAAGGAGAGUAAGAGCCCUCUGAAAGCAGUGUUGGAGGGGGUCACCAGCAGGCAACCCGACUGGACAGUAGGGCACCUGGCUAGGCUGCUCAAACAUAUGGAGCGCAACGACGCCAUCGCUGUUCUCGCCAAACUGGGACUGAAUGUGAUGCAAGUGUAACACGCAUUCCACCUUCGACUGCCAAAAGCCUUUCACUUCAGGUUUAGAUGCAGAUGUUGGCCUUUCUCUGAUCAUUUCUGUCAGAUUUAUAAAGAAAUGAUGAAAAGGAGGCUUCCAGAACCGAUCAGUAUUAAUACAAAGGAAAUGUACAGGGCGAGUAGUUCAAUGCAGAGGAGAAAUGUUCUUUUAAGGGGUAAAUAUAAUGAACCGUAUAGUAAACAGGGAGUGAUUUCAGACACAGCCAUGGACAUGUAUCAGACAGAAAGAUAUUAUCAAGUUGCAUUAUGGGAAGCUUGGGAUCAAAUGUUCUUGGGGCUUGACACUUACCAGAGAAUAAAAGUCAGGACGCCUCAGCUGCUUUAAUUUAGACUAUUCUUUUCUUAGUUUGGAAAUGUGCAAUACUAAAUGAACACAAAAAAGGAUUAAACCAGCAGUUACUCUGCAUUGCCUCUAUGGGCAACAGUUAAGAUUGGCUGCCAGCACAAUGCUUAUUUGUACCUUCAAGUACCUGCAUGAGUGCACAUAUUGAGCUGAUAGAAUGUUCUCAUAUGCCUGCAUUGAACCACUUUUAAAUCAUCUUAUUACAUUUAUGCACAUAAUAAGUAUAAGUAUUUGCGUGACAAUUGUUUUUUUUGUUCAUGAGCAUGAAAAUGAAACCAGUCAUGUGAUGAUGUGAUGUGAUGCAUGAGUCAAUAACCACAUUAGCUUUCAGGCAGCAGCCGAAUACUCUGUUACAUUCCAGGAAAAGCUUUUGUCACCAGUGAUUCCUUUUUCUACUUUCACCUUUUACAAUAAAAAAAUGGAAUUUGCUCAAACAUCUUAACAUCUUUAUUAAGCAAAUAACAUUAUAAAUAAAAAAAGUGCAUAGAAAAAUUAAACAGGAUUAGAAAUAUGUAUACAAAUAUUUACAAACCCAGGG